This is a messenger RNA of Linepithema humile (Argentine ant), 351 nucleotides long. Lineage: Eukaryota; Metazoa; Arthropoda; Insecta; Hymenoptera; Formicidae. The record is from RefSeq and is a predicted model, not a curated record.
AUGCCGACCACCGCACCGCCGGGACCAGCCGCUACCAGCAGACGGCCAUCUUGGGCCGUUGAAACUCGGCCGUCAACGGCCGCCGCCGCACCGCCGACAACACCAGCCGCCGCACGACGGCCACUACCAGCCGCUGCACGGCCGCCACCAGCCGUAGCACGGCCGCCACCAGCAGCUACCAGGCCGCCACCAGCAGCUACCAGGCCACCGCCAGCAGCUACCAGGCCACCACCACCCGCCGCCGCACCACCUGCGCCACCAGCAGGAAGGGCACCGGAUCCGCCACCUUUCAUGGUGGAAUUCGCGCCAAAGGAAUUCGCGGCGAUUCCUUACUGGUCCGUUGUAGUCUAG